UGCUGAGCCAAGCCGAGCCAAGUCACAUGGAAGAGCCAACAUGGCGGCGUGUUUUUGUUUUCGCCCGAUGGUGAUCAAAACUUUCGAAUCAAAGGGUGACUCGGUCCCCAAACCCCGGAGCGGACAUCGGAUCGUGGCGGACGGAAACAACGUGUACGCAUUCGGUGGUUACAACCCCGACAAUGGGAGCGACGACCCCACCAGCUUUCUGUUUAGGGAGUUGUGGCAAUUCAACGCAUACACCCAAAGGUGGACCAACCUGAAGAUGUCCGGCGAAGUCCCGUCGGAAUUAGCGUCACAUGCAGCCUUGCUACACUGCGACAAGAUACUGGUGUACGGCGGCACAGGCGUUCCCUUUGGCGAGCGGAUCUCCAACAGGCUGUACAUGUUCGACCUGCGUUCCAGGCACUGGGACCUGGUUCCCACCAACGGGGACCGCCCGUACGAACAGUACGGUCAGGCCAUGUGCUACUUCAAGGGUCACCUGUACGUGCUUGGAGGCACGACGGGCUUCGAAUACUCUAUGGACGUGCACCAACUCUCCCUGGCUGACCUCUCUUGGAAGAGGCUACCUGCGGACAUGGAGCCCACACGCAGGUAUCGGCACGAGCUAGCCACCCACGGAGAAUACAUCAUUGUCCUUGGCGGUGGCACCGCCCACAGCAGUCUGUCGCUUCGCAAGCUGCCAGCCUUUCACACAGAACGACACACCUGGGAGACGCUCAACAGCAUCGCAGAUCCCCACCACGGUUUCCCUUCAAAACGGAGGUGUCACAGCUGCGUUCAGUACAAAGACCGUGCCUUCGUUUGCGGUGGCCACAGCGGCACCCAAGUCCUCGAUGACCUGUGGCAGCUGGACUUGCGGAAACUUCAGUGGACCAAGUUGCCUAUGUCCCUCCCGAGUCCAGUCUACUUCCACUCCGCAGCAGUGUCCGAGAGCGGACAGAUGUUCGUCUUCGGCGGCGUGACGGCCGUCGACGGCAGUUCCCGGUGCAACAGCCUCUGGUCCGUCUGGGUGGCGGUCCCCAGUCUCCUGGAGAUGGCGUGGCUCGCCCUCUUGCACUCAUGUCCGUGGCUUGUCACAAUGCCGGCCGAGCCUCUCGUGCAGGCCGGCGUGCCAAGGUCUCUCCUUGCCAAACUCGCGCCAUGAACGACGGCUUGCCACGGAAGAUGACAUUUCAAAACGGUGUGGACGUACGGCUCGGCUGGUCUGGGCAACGGUGCUAUCUUGUUGGCCGCACGUCGAGACAAAAAGAAAAUGGCGUUCCGCUCGACAAGUUGUCGAACGUUGUCUCGGCGUUGGAGGCGCGGACCGAUAAAUAGUACGUCACUGACUGAACUUGCUCAGGGUAUUCUGGAUUUUUCACUGACCCAGCGUGGAGUGCUGUUGAGAAAAAAAAAAAACGAGAGGUUGGACGUGAGAGUGGGGCUACGUUCCUUUGCCUUCCGUUUUUCCGGGGAGCUUUUGUUACACAAAAAAUGUGGGAGCAUUGAGACCUGCAUGGUUUGUAUGCUCCAGCAUUGACUUGAGAAUGAAAUUCAUAACUGUUGAGAACAGUGACUGGGUUUCUACAUUUUCUCUGCGUGCAAAUAAACUGUUUUAAAAGAGUGUCA
Messenger RNA from Ixodes scapularis (black-legged tick), 1614 nucleotides. It is a transcript of the gene slim, whose product is annotated as kelch domain-containing protein 10. Lineage: Eukaryota; Metazoa; Arthropoda; Arachnida; Ixodida; Ixodidae. The transcript is spliced from 8 exons. The record is from RefSeq and is a predicted model, not a curated record. Gene Ontology annotation, biological process: positive regulation of stress-activated MAPK cascade. The coding region runs from base 41 to 1150 and encodes 369 amino acids. Gene Ontology annotation, molecular function: protein binding.